AAGUCAACUAGGACACCACUACUCUGCCGCGCGCGCGAAAGCAGAACACACUACUACAGUGACGCAACUUCCCUCUGCCUAUAAAAGGUUCAGCGGCAGAACAAGCUCAGCUCAGCGCCUCGCAGCCUUCUUUUUCAUCAUUUCUUGCACAAACAAAACAAUCCAACCAUCGGUCGAAGCUGUCACAAUAAUGGAGGCGUCGACCCCUCUUCUGACCCCUUACAAGAUGGGCCAGUUUGAUCUCGCUCACAGGGUCGUUCUUGCGCCGUUGACGCGGUGCCGGUCCUACGGGAACGUGCCCGGGCCGCACAACGCCGCGUACUACGCGCAGCGGGCGGCGCGGGGCGCGCUGCUGGUGGCGGAAGCCUGCGCGGUGUCGGAGACGGCGAGAGGGUACCCCGACGUGCCCGGGAUUUGGAGCGCGGAGCAGGUGGGGGCGUGCGUGCACGCCAAGGGCGCCGUCUUCUUCUGCCAGAUAUGGCACACGGGCCGCGUCUCCCCGACAGAGUUCCAGCCUAAUGGGCAAGCACCCAUCUCAAGCACGGACAAGCAAGUGACCCCACAGGUCAGCCAUGAUGGCCAAGUUCUGGAAUUCGCUCCUCCUCGAAGACUGAAAACAGAGGAGAUCCCAAACAUCGUCGACGACUUUCGUAUUGCUGCCAGAAAUGCCAUCGAGGCCGGUUUCGACGGGGUUGAGAUCCACGGCGCCAAUGGUUACCUGAUCGACCAGUUCAUGAAGGACAGCGUCAACGACCGGACCGACGCGUACGGCGGCGGCAUAGAGAACCGGUGCCGCUUCGCCGCGGAGGUGAUCACGGCGGUGGCCGGCGAGAUCGGCGCGCACCGCCUGGGGGUGCGCCUCUCCCCGUUCGCCGACUACAUGGACUGCCACGACUCCGACCCGGAGGUCCUCGCGCUGCGCGUGAUCGGCCUCAUGAACAACCUCGGCGUCCUCUACUGCCACAUGAUCGAGCCGAGAAUGUGCGUCGGCGCCGGCGAGGACGGCAGCAAGCCGGUGAUCGCGCACGGCCGCCUGCUUCCGUUCAGGAAGGCGUUCCGGGGCACGUUCAUGGUGAACGGUGGGUACGACCGGGACGAAGGCGACAAGGCGGUCGCCGACGGCUACGCCGACCUGGUGGCGUACGGGCGGCUGUUCCUGGCCAACCCUGACCUGCCGGAGAGGUUCAGGAGGAAGGCAGGUCUGAACAAGUAUGACAGGAGCACGUUCUAUACCUCUGAUCCUGUGGUGGGCUACACGGACUACCCGUUUCUGGAUGAUCAGAAUUCAGAACUAGCAACUCGUUGAGUUCUUCCGUCCCAAAGACCGACCAGAUGCUCGUGCUACCAUGCUGGGCACUUGCAUGCAUCUAGCUUGGACAUUUGUGGUGUGAACCUCAGCUUGUACCGUGUGUACUAUACUAGUAUAAAAACGACUUACUCAAAAUAAGUACUUGAUUUUAUUAUGAAUUUUUUUAGUUUUCAGGUGUCCAAAAAUAUCAUAAAUUUGAGCCAAAUUUUUUACGUCUAAGA
This is a messenger RNA of Oryza sativa Japonica Group (Japanese rice), 1530 nucleotides long. The record is from RefSeq and is a predicted model, not a curated record. NCBI's taxonomy places the organism in Eukaryota, Viridiplantae, Streptophyta, Magnoliopsida, Poales, Poaceae.